This is a messenger RNA of Loxodonta africana (African savanna elephant), 3941 nucleotides long. It is a transcript of the gene ZC2HC1A, whose product is annotated as zinc finger C2HC-type containing 1A. The transcript has 10 exons. The record is from RefSeq and is a predicted model, not a curated record. NCBI's taxonomy places the organism in Eukaryota, Metazoa, Chordata, Mammalia, Proboscidea, Elephantidae. Bases 71 to 1159 code for a protein of 362 amino acids.
UGCUACAGCCGGAGCUGGGCGGUGGCGGGCGCUGUCCGUGGAGCGUAGCCCGGUCCGAGACGGUGGCGCAAUGGAGGGGCUGGAAGAAAAUGGAAGCGUCCAAGUUGGAGAAUUGUUACCUUGCAAGAUUUGUGGAAGAACGUUCUUUCCAGUAGCAUUAAAAAAACAUGGACCCAUUUGCCAGAAAACUGCCACUAAAAAACGGAAGACUUUCGAUUCAAGCAGACAAAGAGCUGAAGGAACUGAUAUUCCGACAGUAAAACCUCUUAAGCCUAGGCCAGAACCACCAAAGAAGCCAUCUAAUUGGAGAAGAAAACAUGAAGAAUUCAUUGCCACUAUAAGAGCAGCUAAAGGACUCGAUCAAGCACUUAAAGAGGGUGGCAAACUUCCACCUCCUCCUCCACCUUCUUAUGAUCCUGAUUAUAUUCAAUGUCCAUAUUGUCAGAGGAGGUUCAAUGAAAAUGCAGCUGAUAGACAUAUAAAUUUCUGCAAAGAACAGGCAGCACGAAUAAGUAAUAAAGGAAAAUUUUCUACUGAUACCAAAGGAAAACCAGCCUCUCGGGCACAGUUUAAGCCACCUGCACUUAAAAAAUCAAAUUCUCCUGGAACUACGUCAUCAGGAUCUUCACGAUUACCACAACCCAGUAGCACUAACAAAGCUGUUGUAGGUGCGCCUUCAGGUAAAGUGUCUUCAGUUAGCAGCUCUUUGGGAAACAAACUUCAGACCUUAUCUCCUUCCCAUAAAGGGAUAGCAGCCCCUAAUGUAGGUAAGAUGGACAAGUUAGGCCCUCCACUUCGAACUGGAAGAGAUGUGCAAAGGUUAUAUGACAGUGAUACAAAAUCAAACAGUGCCAUCAAAAGACAUGAGUUAUUACCCAUUUACAAAGCUAACAUCAAACCUCGAAGUUCCACACCACCUAGUUUGGCAAGAAAUCCUGCCUCAGGUGUGCCUACAAGCAAAAGAAAAACAUAUACUGAGAGCUACAUAAGCAGGCCAGAUGGAGACUACCUAUCUUCACUUAAUGAUGGAAACAUUAAAAGCAGUGAAGGAAAUUCAUCUGGACACUUACCAAAAUUCUGCCAUGAGUGUGGGACCAAAUACCCUGUAGAAUGGGCAAAGUUCUGCUGUGAAUGUGGCAUUCGAAGAAUGGUUCUGUGAACACAGUCCAAGGUCCAGAGUUGUACAAUGAUAGCUGCUUGGAUGCUGGAGCGCUUCCUCUAGUUAUUUUGUGCUGAAAACACUCAAAAUACCUUUUUCAGUAAUUUGGAGCAUAAUUGUUUGGCUGUGUAAUGUGUGUGUAUAUAUAUGUGUGUAUAUAUACUGUAUAUAAUAAAUGGCUGAUACCCCAUUCUGGAAAUGUUCACUUAACCUGUCAAGAUAAUUUCAAAUGGAAUCAUUAACUUAGAUAUUAAUUUUUUGGUGGUGGCGUGAAACACAUUAAGUAUACUUCCACAAACCCAAACUCUAGUCUUCGCCCUUCAGCCUUUAGGAUAAUCAUUACCUUGAGCAAAAAAAUCAGAGUUUUUUGUUUUUAUUGGUGCCUAUCUUUGAAUGCAAACCCUGGUGGCGUAGUGGUUAAGGGCCACAGCUGCUAACCCAAGGGUCGGCAGUUUGAAUUCGCCAGGUGCUCCUUGGAAAGUCUACAGGGCAGUUUUACUCUGUCCAAUAGGGUCGCUAUGAGUCGGAAUCGACUUGACGGCACUCGGUUUGGUUUUUUGGUUUUUUUUUUUUUUUUUUUAAAUCUUUGAAUAGUAUCAUAAUAGGAUGGGAUGUUGGAAUUUUGUAUUUGAAGAUAAUAUUUUUAGUCACAAAUUGCUGUGUGAGAUCAUCUUCCUGCAGAGCUCUUGAACACCCUAAUUUUAAUGAGUCUUAGAAAAUGAGAGCCAAAACAAAAAACAAAAAAAAACCAUGAGAUCUGUGUUAUCCUUUAUUUAGGAUAUUAUUAGUUAAAUAAUUUCAAUGUUCUUAUUUUUUGAAAAUGUAAUUAUGCAAUUUCCUUUCCAGAGAGACAAAUAAAAAUACAAAUGUAUCUUAUUCUAUUUAUAACUGAUUUUUAAUUCUUUGGAUGAGUUAAACAUACAUUCUUUCUACUUUCAAUUGUGUCUCCAAAUUUCACGUUUUUACUUCUUUCCCUAACCUCAUAUCUGAAUAGUAGCCUUAAUAUACUAAUUCAUUAUUUGCAAAAUAUGAAAAUAUAAUUAUUGAAUGUACAAUGCACAAAAUUCCUUGCAAAAUCUUACAUGUUGAAAAUACAUUUUCUUUCUCUAUGUCUAAAUUUAGAAGAAAUUGUUUUAACAGAUUUUAAAACAGACCACCUCAGCUAAUAAAUAAUAAUUGUGGAAAUUAAUCACUAAUGCAGGGCAUGCAGGUAAAAAGUGUUUGAAUUUUAGUUCCUUGAAGUACAGUUAGAUGUAGCUAUGAGAAGGUUAUUAGAAUGUCUAAUAUUUCCUACUCAUAUUCUGUAGUGUUUAGUGUUGAAACACCAUUUAAAUCACAAUAAAAAGCCAAUUAAAAUGUAUUGUUAUAGUGUGUAGUUGCUUUGUUAUAUAAUUAAACAUACACAUUUACUGUUCCUCCUUAACUAUGACUAAAUCCAGCUUUUAGUCAUUGUCGUUCACAGUGUACCGUAGUGUUCAGUGAUAGGUCUCGCUGAUUGCUUACGCAGCCGUAUUCGGUAAUUCCGCAGUAAUUUCUGGUCAGUCAAACCUGAGAGCGCUUGGAUCUCCUUUUCAAGGUACAAACGUAUCUUUUAUAUUUUAGGCAAUUUCUAAUUCUUGUUUGUGAUUGCAGUCAGCUAUUAGGGUCAACACGGAAAUUUGUGGCUUAGAAUGUUCUGACUCUGAAAUUGAUUUAUGCUUAUACUUUAUAAUUUUAUUUAUUCAUUGGUAUCUUUUUUUUAUGUGUGGGCAUGGGAGUAUAGGCUUAGUGGUAAUGGGGUUGUCCUUUUACAUGCCUUAUGAUUUUUGAUUUUUGUUAUGUGGUUUUUAUUUGUUUUUUCUGGUUGUUACUCAAUCAUGUUGAUCCAAAAUAAAUAAUAAAAUAAUAUUGGUCUAACAACUAGAAUACACUGCAAUAAAUUUAGGAGACUAGUAUACAUAUGGAAAUCCUGGUGGCACAGUGGUUAAGAGCUACAUCUGCUCCCCGAAAGGUCAGCAGUUCAAAUCCACCAGGUGCUCCUUAGAAACUCUAUGGGGCAGUUCUACUCUGUCCUAUAGGGUCGCUAUAAGUUGGAAUCGACUGUAUAGCAAUGGAUAAUGGGUAGUAUACAUAUUAGAAUUCUAUUUCAAUAAUUUUUGUUUUUUUGUCCUAAUUGUUAUAACUUAUCUGAAGAAUAUUUAACUUUUAUCUAGAACUGAGCACUAAUUUCUUUCAAGUAUUGUUUUUAAGAUGACGUGAUUUUUUUUUUUUACCUGCAAAGGAAGGGGUGGCUAAACGAGUUCGCAUUUAGUAAACUGGCACAGGUUUCUCACUGAAUUUUACAGUAGCUAAUAAAUGUUUGAUUGUGCUACAUGGAAAAUGAGUUGGUAAGAAAUCAUCUAAUUUCGAAUCGCAGAGGUUAUUAUAAACAGUAGAGAGGUGAACUAUUUAUGAAUUAUGAAACAUGACAAUGUAUUUAUAUGCAUUUUUAUAUUAUUUUCACAUUAUCCUCACAUUGAUUUCUUGUGCAAUAGUUUGGUUUUUAAGAAAUUUUCCUAGAUACAUGCAUCAUUUAUUUAUUUUCCUCCAAAAUACUUGUCAGUGUUAUAGAAUAAAAAAUGAUUUUAAGCUUAAAUUUAAAAUGUAGAAGUUGCUUAUAUAUUAUUCUGAAAGCUAUUAGCUAGAAAAAAUAAGAUUAUUGUGACUACUGUUGUCUCUUGUCCAGUAUAUAUAUUUUUUAAUUACAAAUAAUGUCUUCAUUUUUGAACCUAUUCAAUAAAGACAUGAAGCAUAAAAAUGCCAA